Canis lupus familiaris (dog) is the source of this 2777-nucleotide messenger RNA. RefSeq names its product C-type lectin domain family 18 member C (gene CLEC18C). The record is from RefSeq and is a predicted model, not a curated record. The transcript is spliced from 12 exons. The coding region runs from base 260 to 1591 and encodes 443 amino acids. Lineage: Eukaryota; Metazoa; Chordata; Mammalia; Carnivora; Canidae.
ACACUGCUCGGUUGGUUGUCGUGGGCAGGGCUGCUGGCCAGGCCCUCGGUUGGAGGAGGGAGGGAGCCCUGGGAUUGGAGCUGGCUGUCUCUUCAUGCCAGUUUGACAGGAGGCUUUUUGGAUAAACCAAUUACUCACUAGCCUCCCCCUUUUGUCUGCCAGUCCAGCCUGACUCCUUGAGAUUGUGAAUAGCUCUAUCUAGCCUGGGAAGCAGGCUGGACGGCUGAGCCGGGCCACACCCGGAGCGCCCGACAGGCCCAUGCUGCGGCCAGAGCCCUCCGCCAGGCUGCCCUUGCUUCUGGCUCUCCUCGGCAUGGCCUGGAUGGAGGUGCAACUCCUCCCAUUACAGGAGGGACAGGCUCCGACACCUGGAGCCCUGAGCAGCAAGGAGACGUUCCUGCUCCUCUCCCUGCACAACCGCCUGCGCAGCCGGGUGCACCCCCCCGCAGCCAACAUGCAGAGAAUGGACUGGAGCGAGAGCCUGGCCCGAUGGGCUCAGGCCAGGGCAGCCCUCUGUGGUGCCCCAACCCAAAGCCCUGCAUCAGCACCUCGAGCCACCCAGCAAGUAGGCUGGAACGUGCAGCUGCUGCCCAUGGGUUCGGCGUCUUUCAUCUACGUGGUGGGCCUGUGGUUUGCAGAGGGGCAGUGGUACAGCCACUCAGCAGCCGAGUGUGCCCACAAUGCCACCUGCACCCACUACACUCAGCUUGUGUGGGCCACCUCGAGCCAGCUGGGCUGCGGGCGCCAUCGGUGCUCUGGGGCCCAGGCAGAGAUGGAAGCCUUUGUCUGUGCCUACUCUCCCGGAGGCAACUGGGAGGCAAACGGGAAGCCCAUCGUCCCCUAUAGGAAGGGCUCCUGGUGUUCGCUCUGCACGGCCCGCGCCUCCGGCUGCUUCAAAGCCUGGGACCACGUAGGAGGGCUGUGUGAGGUCCCCAGGAACCCAUGUCGCAUGAGCUGCCGGAACCACGGACAUCUCAACAUCAGCACCUGCCACUGCCACUGUCCCCCCGGCUACACAGGCAGAUACUGCCAAGUGCGGUGCAGCGGGCAGUGCGUGCACGGCCGGUUCCGGGAGGAGGAGUGUUCCUGCGUCUGCGCUGUCGGCUAUGGGGGAGCCCGGUGUGCCACCAAGGUGCACUUUCCCUUCCACACUUGUGACCUGAGGAUCGAUGGAGACUGCUUCAUGGUGUCUUCGGAGGCAGACACCUACUAUGGAGCCAAGAUGAAAUGCCAGGAAAAGGGCGGGGUGCUAGCCCAGAUUGAGAGCCAGAAGGUGCAGGACAUCCUUGCCUUCUACCUCGGCCGCCUGGAGACCACCAACGAGGUGACGGACAACGACUUUGAGACCAGAAACUUCUGGAUCGGGCUCACCUACAAGACCACCAAGGAUUCAUUCCGCUGGACCACCGGGGAGCACCAGUCCUUCACCAGUUUUGCCUUUGGGCAGCCUGACAACCAGGGGUUUGGCAACUGCGUGGAGCUACAGGCGUCAGCCGCCUUCAACUGGAAUGACCAGCGCUGUAAAACCCGAAACCGUUACAUCUGCCAGUUCGCUGAGGAGCACCUUUCCCGGUGGGACCCGGGGCCCUGAGACCCGGCCGUGCCUCUCCCCUGCCAGCACCUGGAUAUGCAGUCCUGCUUGCCCAUCUGCCCACCUGUCUGGACCAGGGGCCAGGCCAGGACUGCAAGCCCAAUGUGCACAGAGGUCUCAGCCCCCACAGGAAGUGAGGCCGGGGGUACCAGCCAGGCCCAGAGGGUGUCUGCUAUAGGGGGAGGGCAGCUGGGGCCCCUCAGGCAGCUCCUGAUUGGGAAGAUGGGUGUCAGGCACCCAGACAGGAGCCAGGGCCAGCAGUCAGAAGAGACCACUCUCUUCUGUGUGUGCCCGACCCUCUGGGGCGGAUGGAGAUGUCUCACUGCCCAGGGUGCACCCCACAAAGGAUUAAAUUAUCAAUCAGCUGGAUUUGUGACCACUUGUUUUGAAGGGGAACUCAGCCGAUCCAGGACGAUCCUGGGAAGACCAGAGGGGGCCUGAGGCUCGCUAUGCACCCCAGUCCCAUCCCUGUUCACCCACAUGACCUGGGCCACCCUCUGGAAGUUUUCUGGCCUGAGCCCCUGAAUGACACACAGAUUUAGAAGCUUUAUUUGCAUCCCUAACUUCCUGCUCCAGCUCUUCUCACCACUGCCUCUGUCAGCUUUGUGCUUCCACUUGCACCCUCUCCCUGUAUUCACUAUGCCUGCUCCUACAUGUUCCUGCUUCCUUUGUGGUUAUCUGAACAGGGGUAUGUCAUGACUCCGUCUCCCACCUCUCCCUACAGUGGGGAUUGCCCACCUGUGUGUGGGCAGGUGAAGACUGGGAGUUGCCCUCAUUAGGGCCCAGAAAGCAGCCCCAACCCAUUUGUACACUGUGAUGUGUGAAUGUGGAGUUGCUUUGCUGGCUGGAGGUGGGAGUGUGGCCUGGGACCAUGGAUGGGACAGGGCCAAGCAUAGCAGCCACCAAUUUUAUUAUGGUUGCAACCAAUAGAAACAUAGAAACAGCUCUGACUCAUCAUGGCAGAAAAGGAAGCUAUCAAAAAGACAGUGAUUUAAAAAUGAGCAAAAGAUAUAAGUAGACAAUUCUCUAAAGAAGCUAUGCAAAUGGCCAAAAAGCAUGACAUCACUCGUCAUUAGGAAAUCCACAUCAAAUCCACAAUGAGACACCACUUCACACCCAUGAGGACAGCUGUUAUAAAAAAAAAAAAAACAGACAAUAGAGGCACCUGGGUGGUUCAGUCAGUUAA